Messenger RNA from Phialemonium atrogriseum, 509 nucleotides. RefSeq lists its product as uncharacterized. The record is from RefSeq and is a predicted model, not a curated record. The transcript has 3 exons. The coding region runs from base 147 to 455 and encodes 102 amino acids. Lineage: Eukaryota; Fungi; Ascomycota; Sordariomycetes; Cephalothecales; Cephalothecaceae.
UAACGCCGCAUGUGAUGCCGAGGAUCGACGAAGCGGAGAGGCUUUCGGACGAUAUAUGAUCGAGAGUCCUCUUUUCUCAGCUUCGUUGUGGCGACCGAGAGUGGCAGCAGUGGCGCGUGUGAGCUCCCUAUCAAAGCCACGUCGAAAUGGCUACCACGACACCGACGACAAUGUUGACGACAAUGUUGACCACAACCGUGCUGCCGGAAAGCUGCACAUUCGAACCGACGCAGACUAUCUGGCUCACGGAGGGAUGUGAUAUCACAUGCGCAACCGACAAUUGGUGUAUAGCUGACGCUGCCGUCACACUGCCCUGCGGAUGUCGCAGUGUCAAGGUUCAGCCGGCUACUACGACGAUAUGCCCUACGUCGGCCGGAUGCAUUCAGUGCACCACCGGAUGGGGGAUUGUUACGAUAACGGAGUCUUGUCCUACGGCGACUGAACCGGCGAGUUAACUGGUCCGGGGGUGAAAUACAUGUGGAUUUCUGUCAAUUGUAAGCUCUAUUAUC